Messenger RNA from Sinocyclocheilus rhinocerous, 836 nucleotides. It is a transcript of the gene fkbp3, whose product is annotated as FKBP prolyl isomerase 3. The transcript is spliced from 7 exons. Gene Ontology annotation, molecular function: peptidyl-prolyl cis-trans isomerase activity. The record is from RefSeq and is a predicted model, not a curated record. Lineage: Eukaryota; Metazoa; Chordata; Actinopteri; Cypriniformes; Cyprinidae. Bases 54 to 719 code for a protein of 221 amino acids.
UGAUUGGCUGUUCACAGGCACGUGCUGCGUCACAGCCAGCGGCGCGUUCAUCAAUGAUGGCGGCGGAUCCAGCGCGAGCGUGGAGCGACGAGCAGCUGAAGAGUGAAGAACUGCCCAAAAGAGAUCUGAUCACAUUCAUCCAGGAGAACGCAGCGCACUCGUUUCUAUCUGAACACAAACUUCUUGGAAAUAUUAAGAAUGUGGCAAAAACAGCCAAGAAAGAGCAGCUCAUUGAGGCGUAUAACCAGCUGUUUGAGAGCAAGAGGUUUAAGGGCACAGACGUGGAUGCUGUGACUGAACAGGUUCAAGCUGCUAAAAUCAACGACGCUCCCAAAGAAACCAAGAUGGAGCCGGUGGACGAGGGGCCUCCGAAGUUCACUAAGACCAUCCUGAAGAAAGGAGACAAGGCCAACUUCCCCAGGAAGGGAGACACUGUGAGCUGCUGGUACACUGGGACGCUGGAGGACGGGACUGUGUUCGACAGCAACAUCCCUGCGACUGCAAAAAAGAAGAAGCAGAGCAAACCGCUGAGCUUCAAGGUCGGGAUGGGCCGAGUGAUCCGAGGGUGGGAUGAAGGGCUGCUGAGGAUGAGUAAAGGCGAGACGGCGCGGCUGGAGAUCGAGGCUGAAUGGGCGUAUGGGAGGAAAGGUCUUCCCGACUCCAAAAUCCCGCCGAACGCCAAGCUGAUCUUUGAGGUGGAGCUCGUCUCCAUCGAUUGAUUGAUGAAGCAUCACGAGUGUGUUGAAGAGAUGGAGACGUUGUUCUUCAGUCUGAUGGGAAAACUUUUCUGACUGGUUUUGCAUGAUUGUCAAGUUCCAAUAAAAAACAAACCCUGA